Messenger RNA from Penicillium diatomitis, 1236 nucleotides. It is a transcript of the gene ssn3, whose product is annotated as cyclin-dependent serine/threonine protein kinase SSN3. Gene Ontology annotation, cellular component: mediator complex; nucleus. The transcript has 2 exons. The record is from RefSeq and is a predicted model, not a curated record. Gene Ontology annotation, biological process: protein phosphorylation. NCBI's taxonomy places the organism in Eukaryota, Fungi, Ascomycota, Eurotiomycetes, Eurotiales, Aspergillaceae. Bases 1 to 1236 code for a protein of 411 amino acids. Gene Ontology annotation, molecular function: cyclin-dependent protein serine/threonine kinase activity; ATP binding; RNA polymerase II CTD heptapeptide repeat kinase activity.
AUGUUGCAAACAGAGGCACUAGAGAGUCGCCGACCCGCCGGUUAUACAACCAAAGUCCGAGUGCGCGACCGAUAUCGAAUCGUGGGCUUCAUCAGCAGCGGUACCUACGGCCGAGUGUACAAAGCGACCGGUCAACAUGGCAAAGAGGGGGUAUUUGCGAUCAAAAAAUUCAAGCCCGACAAGGAGGGUGAAACGAUCCAGUACACCGGUCUUUCUCAAUCUGCGAUUCGUGAAAUGGCCCUUUGCACCGAAUUGUCCCACGCCAACGUCGUUCAGCUUGAGGAAAUUAUUCUCGAAGACAAGUGCAUUUUCAUGGUGUUUGAGUACACAGAGCACGAUCUGCUCCAGAUCAUUCAUCACCAUACGCAGCCCCAGCGGCAUGCUAUACCAGCCUCGAUGAUCCGUUCAAUUCUAUUCCAGCUACUGAACGGCUUGCUUUAUCUGCACACCAAUUGGGUCUUGCAUCGUGAUCUGAAACCGGCGAACAUUCUGGUCACGUCCAGCGGUGCCAUUCGAAUCGGCGAUCUGGGUCUCGCUCGCUUGUUUUAUAAACCACUCAAUUCGCUGUUCUCCGGGGAUAAAGUGGUUGUGACAAUAUGGUAUCGCGCACCGGAACUGCUUCUCGGGAGCCGCCAUUACACACCGGCCGUCGAUAUGUGGGCAGUGGGCUGUAUCUUCGCAGAGCUCUUGUCGUUGCGGCCCAUCUUCAAGGGAGAAGAGGUCAAGAUGGAUAGCAAGAAGACUGUCCCGUUUCAGCGGAAUCAAAUGAUGAAGAUUGUCGAAAUUCUUGGGCUGCCCCGGAAAGAAACAUGGCCUGGUCUUGUGGCUAUGCCGGAAUACAACCAAUUGCAGUCUCUGGCUCUACAUCGGCAGCCAGCGCAUUUCCAUCGCGGUCAUAGUCUCGAAAGCUGGUAUCAAAGUUGCUUGAAGAAUGGUGCAUAUUCCUCGUCAUCAAAGGCCGGAUCCCCUGGGUCAGACGGAUUUGACCUUCUCUCACGCAUGCUGGAAUACGAUCCAACAAGACGUAUCACGGCCCAGGAGGCCCUAGAACAUCCGUAUUUUACCAAUGGUGGCCCGAUCAGUGGGGACUGCUUCAGCGGAAUCGAACACAAGUAUCCUCAUCGCCGCGUCACGCAAGAUGACACCGACAUGCGCACCGGUAGCUUGUCUGGCACGAAGCGCAGUGGGCUUCCAGACGACUCGCUCUUGAGAGCUGCGAAACGGCUCAAGGAGUAA